Molecule: messenger RNA, 1612 nt
Organism: Cuscuta epithymum
Lineage: Eukaryota; Viridiplantae; Streptophyta; Magnoliopsida; Solanales; Convolvulaceae
Source: the annotation of a GenBank genome assembly
UUUCAGGAUUUGAAAGUUGAAACCCCGAACCAACUGUUCGGUUCCAACACUAGUUCAGUUCGGAACAGGGACACACCUAAGGCUACAGUAAAUACUUUUGUGAAUCGUACACGCCAAGUACGACAGCGCCUGGGCUCGGAACAGCAACGGUAGCUUACAUGUAUACCUUAGUCCUCGUGACUAAAGUGGUGCUUUACCGGAUAUUUCGCCCCGCCUUAAGGCGGGAAUUCUCUCUUUUUUCACAUGCUCCAGAGGCCUGCAGAGUCGAAGCUUCCUAUAAGUUCCCUUCCCAGCAAUCCCAGCCCAUCCCCUACCAUCCUCAAGCAGCUCGGCAAGCAAUGGAAGAUCCUUCACCAACGCCAAGACAUGAGAUCAAAGAAACCCAUACGAUAUCAGCUGUCAUAUUUGAUUUGGAUGGUACCCUUUUGAACACAGAGCAGGUGGCAAAGGCUGUGUUUAAGGAUUUUUUGGCUAAAUUUGGGAAAGUCCCAGAUAGGGAGAAGGAAAGUAAAAGGAUGGGGUUGGUUCAGAGAGAGGCUGUCAGUUCCAUAAUCGAAGACUACGAUCUUCCACUGACACCUGAUCAGUAUAUAAAGGAUAUCUUACCCUUACAUCUGGGAAAGUGGGCGCUAGCAAAACCACUUCCUGGAGCCAACCGCCUUAUGAGUCAUCUCCAUAAGAAAGGAGUUCCAUUCGCACUUGCUUCGAAUUCUGUAAGGAGAAACAUCGAGGGGAAACUCUCUUACCAUGAAGGAUGGAAAGAACGCUUUGCGGUGAUUCUCGGAAGUGACCAAGUUAGAUUAGGGAAACCUGCCCCAGACAUAUUUCGUGAAGCUGCAAAGAGGAUGAACGUAGAUGCAGCAAAUUGUCUUGUGAUAGAGGACUCGGUAGUUGGAGUCAAAGCAGCAAAAGCUGCUGGAAUGAAGGUAGUUGCUGUGCCAUCAGUAAAUAUUGGAAUCCAUCAGUUUUCUGUUGCUGAUUAUGUGCUGCAUUCCAUUCUUGAGUUACAGCCUGAAAUUUGGGGUCUUCCACCGUUUGCGGACUUGGUAGAUAAUGUGUUGCCAGUUGAACCCAUUUCUUUCAAAGGCUUCUACAGCAAUGGACUUCUCAAUGAAUCCACAGAUGAUAUGUUGGCUGGUCUGCCUGAUCAAGUUUUCGGGAUUUAUAUGGGAUGGGCAAAAAUCUACUCAAACAAGUUACUGAAGAUUGUUGUCAGCAUUGGAUGGGAAAAUAAUAACUGUAGUUUAGAGCGGCAUAUUAAAGCAUUUUUACCUGAGGGAAAUGAUGAGAAUGCCAAUGAUUGUGAGAUGGAGCUUGUUUUAGUGGGAUAUAUCAGAGGAUCAUAUGGGAAGGAAACAACAUAUGCUCUUGACAUUCUUGAUGAAGACAAAUGUACAGCAAGAUCUGCUUUUUGUCAACCAGAAUUUUCAGUUGAUGCUUGUAUGUCCUUAUUUCAGCAGUUUAAUGAGUGAAUAGAUAAUUUGGAGGACAUGAGAUUCUGAACGUGUUAUUUUGCAUGUAUAUACAUAUAGCCUGAGCAUAAGAAGAAGCCCUUUCAGUGUAUUUGUUUUGAACUACCCUCAGUCCCGAAAGAGUGAUAAGGAUAACGUAA